Neolamprologus brichardi is the source of this 2377-nucleotide messenger RNA. The record is from RefSeq and is a predicted model, not a curated record. Lineage: Eukaryota; Metazoa; Chordata; Actinopteri; Cichliformes; Cichlidae.
UCAGUCGUAUCGCGGACACAGAAGCGCUGGAUUCAAGUGCUUGACCCUGUUGUCCGUGGCUCUGACAGCGUCAGUUCUUCCAGACUGCAGGGGAUUGGACUAGGUCUGGAUGGCUGACGGACAGGGGCGCAGCAGACCAAUCACAUGAUCACAUGACAAGAUGCUGGCUCGUAACCGCUUCCUCCUCCUGGUGGUGGUAGGUGGAGCAGCACUGGCCAUCCUCAGCCUGAGCCUCCAGUUCUUGAACCUGAUCCCCACCACACCGAUAGUGGAGGAGCGCCCUUUCCAUGCUGCGGAUGGAGGUAUCGGGGUGGCUGUGGGGAAGAGCAGAAAGCGAGUGUUCCCACAGCCUCACACCCAGGAGCCCAACCCCAUAUUUGAGGCUUAUGGGUACUGCAACAUUCCCAACCGCACUGAACAGGCCUGGGAGGGUCACAGUCCUGCUGACUACAAGCUGCUGUCUGUCCAUGUGAUGAUUCGCCAUGGUGAUCGCUAUCCGCUUUAUUCCAUUCCCAAGACCAAGCGACCCGCCAUUGACUGCACCCUGUCCACUAGCAGGUACACCCACUUACACCCCUCUGAGUGGAUCUCUCUUGAUUUUUCUCCACCUCCGCCGUCUUGGAUUGCAGAUGGUGUGGUGCAGCACCUUCGCAAUGGGCAGCUCCUCCACCACGCCUACAAACAACACAGUCUCUUCCCUUCCGAUUGGUCGCCCCGUCAGAUCUGGGUGGAGACCACAGGGAAGAGUCGCACUCUUCAGAGCGGGCUGGCCUUCCUCUACGGUUUCCUUCCGGACUUUGAUUGGACGAAGCUGACCGUGCGUCACCAGUGGAGCACGCUGUUCUGCAGCUCGGCCUGCGACUGCCCUGCCAGGAACAGGUACCUGGAGGAGGAGCAGAGGAGGCAGUAUCAGCUCAGAGCGGCCGAUACUGAACUGGAGAGAACUUACAUGGAUAUGUCACGAACUUUGGGUCUUCCCACUCGGCAGCUCCGAGCUGCAAACCCCAUAGACUCCCUGCUGUGCCACCUGUGCCAUGGCCUUUCAUUCCCAUGUGUUCCCAUAGGAGAUAGUGGCGCCGGCGGAUGCCUGACUAUGGAACAGUUUGCCGUGAUCCGACGGCAGCAGCUGGACGAUGAGGUGGACCGGAGGAGAGCGGGGCUGUACCACAAAUACGCCAUCCUGGCGAUGUAUCCCUACCUCAACCGAACCGCCGCCAAGAUGGAGCGGAUCGCUAAGAGCAGCGAGGCUGGUCGUCAGCCUCGUUCCGGGGGAGAGGAGGUCUUCACUCUCUCUUCAGCCCAUGAUGUCACAGUGGCUCCAUUGCUAAGUGCCCUGGGUCUCGAAGAAGCCCGGUUCCCAAGGUUUGCAGCAAGAAUUGUCUUUGAACUGUGGAAAAGUCCCCCGACGAUACAAGGCCAAGUAAAAAAGAGAGGUGGAAAAGGGGAGAAGUCAAAGGCCAAAUACGGCGAAACAUUCAUCCGGGUGCUGUACAACGGCGAGGACGUGACAUUUCACACCACCUUCUGUCGCCCACACGACCGCCAGGUCAGCCAGCCUCUCUGCCCUCUGAAAAAUUUCCUGUCUUUUGUUAGGAGAGACAUGUUCAGCGUUGUCAAUGCCACCUCCUACAAGGAGGCCUGCUACAGGCGCCCUGGUUGACAGACGGAGGGCGACUGAGUAAAGCUUGAUGGCAGAUGGUUGUACUUUCAUUUAGAACCUGUUUUGAAGACGGCGUACUCUUACUCUGCUCGUAGCGUCUCCACAUUUUAUAACAUAGUCCUUUACAUUUCUGAGCAUGAAGUGUGACACAAUCACACACAACAUGACCUUCACUUUAUAACCUUUGUACAAGCGUACGAUCAUUUUAUAAGCAUCUGUUCUCGACUCUAUCUGUACAACACGAACAAUUCAAGGGAAGUUGAACAGCACUCAGCCACUUUAUUCCAACAUUCCACGACAACUUGAAACUGCAACAUUUCAUUAUUUCCAAAUGCCUGUAAGAAAGAGGAAUAUUGAAGCUGGAAAUACUAUGAUGGGAAUAUUUUGUGUAUAAUAAUGUAUUUCAGUGAAAACUUAGGGCUAGUUUGAGCUGUAGAACUCAAGAUGACCAAGUUUUGUUUUAACAUUUAAUCUUUGCAGCAGGCUUUGUUUUUAGCAGUAACAUUCUCACACAUUGCCGUGCAUCUUUUUAUUCUUGGCUUCAUUCAAAUUGUCUGCGGUACUCUAAUAGUGACAGUUUGGUGCUAUUAGUAAUCACGCUCCUCUUCUCAUUUUGGUCUUUCUGAGGCUAAUAAACGUUUUUCCGAACAGACGUACGUUACUGUAAAACAGUAAAAUAAAUGCCGUCAUGUUUUAAUGCUCUGUUCUCUUAAUGUU